CCUGGGAAAAACAGUCGUAUAGCUACAGAUGACACCGUACUGAACACCCUCAGUUACAGAGAUGGCCGGAACAAUCUCGAUAAACUCAUCUCUUCUUCCCUAUUCCCCUCCUAAACAUCUCUUGUCAAAUAUCUUCUUCCCUCUCUCCAUAACCCCCCAGAUAUCCUCUCUAAAAUUUCUCAGAAAUCCAACUACCAGACAGCGGAUCAGAAACCCAAGAAUCAACGCUAAUAACGGUGGAAAAUCAAGAAGAACAUCAGCAGCAGAAGAACUAGAAGAAACAUUCUUUGGUUAUGAAAUUGAAGAUGAAGAAACUGAUGACGAUGAUGAAGAAGAUGAUGACGAUGAUGAAAUUGAAAGAGAAAGUAGUAUGGAUUUACUUUUCAGAUUUGUUCAGAGUAUGUAUAAGAAAAUUUCUAAACGAGCAAAGAAAGCUACUCGGUCAAUUUUACCUCCAGCCAUUUCACCACCGCUGGUUUCAUUUGCUGUAGACGGUGUUUUGCUAUUGACUUUAUUGUCUAUUGUUAAAGCACUUCUUCAGGUUGUAUGCACUCUAGGAGGUACAGUGUUCAUUGUAAUUCUUAUGGUACGAGUGAUAUGGGCGACAAUGUCAUAUUUUCAAUCAAAUGUAAACGGGUCCAGUCAGAGUAAUGGAAAUUCAUUCAAUUCAACUAUACCCGCGUGAGCCAUUACUCUGGUUUCACCUUCAUCUGGUUGUAUGCACACUAGGAGGUUCAGUGUUCAUUUUGUAAUUCUUAUAAUAAGAGUGAUUUGGGCAACAAUGUCAUAUUUUCAAUCUACUGUAAACGGUUCCAAUCAGACUAAUGGGACUUCAUAAUAUUCAACUAUACCUGCGCUGUGGACCAGCUCGAAUUGUGGAGCCAUUACUCUGGUCUCACCUUCAUCUGGUUAGCUUCUGAUCUUACUCUCUGUAAUCAAAAUAGUCUACUAAAGUGAAGUUUCACCUGAGUAAAUAAUCUAAUGUCAAUCUCUCCUAUUAUUGUUAUCUGUAUAAUUUUCACUGCAAACUAGUCUAUAAAAAGUUGUCGUUUUCUCAUUUGUAACAGUACUUCAGCGUAAGCAGUUUUUUUUUGGUUUGUUUGUCUCAUUGUCCAAAUAUUUCUUAAGACCUUAACGUCA
Molecule: messenger RNA, 1140 nt
Organism: Papaver somniferum (opium poppy)
Lineage: Eukaryota; Viridiplantae; Streptophyta; Magnoliopsida; Ranunculales; Papaveraceae
Product: protein SHORT HYPOCOTYL IN WHITE LIGHT 1
Exons: 4
Coding region: 62-685 (207 amino acids)
Biological process (GO): negative regulation of photomorphogenesis; regulation of abscisic acid-activated signaling pathway
Source: RefSeq, a predicted model, not a curated record